AUGUAUAGAACGCCCAAUGGCAGUGCCAGCGAUCUCCCGCCGUCAUAUGAAAACUCGGUGCCCAGUUCAAGAUCCGCGUCUCCAGCAAGGACCCCCGCAAGCUCCAGCUCCAGCUCCAACCUGCAAACCAGGAAACCAAAGAAUGUUCCCUAUAGACCGUCCAAGGAGCAACAGAAGCAGAUCAACCUCUUGACGAACGCCAGGAGCAACAAGCCCGUCAAGAACCUCUCCUCCGUGAGCAGCAACGUUCAAACCGAGUAUUUCGACGUCUUGCCCUCGUUUGAAAUGUUUCAGAGCCUUUUGAAACGAGAUGAUCAGCAGUUCCAGGAAGAUUUGUCAGCCAUGCCGCCGGUUUACGGAGACACUACGCACAGCCGACUGAGUCUCCCUACUACUCCCACUGCCAGACUCCUGCCCCAGCAGUCGAUAGACCAGAAUUUGAUGCUGGUCUCGCAGAGGCUAGAGGGUUUGCAGCGAGACCUAGGAGCCGCCGCCGACGACAGUGGGUUGCUACCGGUGAUGAGCACAGCCGAAGCCAACUCGGGAGUCCACAAUGAGAAUGUCGCGGUGACGAGAGAGACUUACGGCCACUCGCCUUUGGACAACAUCGACCGGCUCGAAAAAGCGCAGCAUUCGCCAAUCGAUAUCCAGAUUUUCGUCACCAAGGGAGUGCCGCAAAUCGGAGUCGGGAAUGAAUUGGAGACGAGGUUGAAAGAGUACACCAGCGGCGAGCACGUCAACGGAUACGUUAUUGUAACCAAUACCUCGGAUGCUCCCGUGAGGUUUGGGCUUUUCACGGUGUCGUUGGAAGGAACCAUCAAAUCGCUUGAAAGGAGCCCGCACUCGAGCCGCAAGUACAGCAAGAUCUUGGUGAAGAAGGUUUUGAAAAUGUACGACUUGAGCGCUGGUUAUAGCUACGGCUACUUGCCCAAUAGUGCCGGCAUCGAGUACGAACCGGGCUCGCUCGACGAGAGCGAUGGGUGCCAAGUAGGGUUGCCCGAUAGCAGAGUGAUGGAACCGCACGGCAAGUACAAAAAGUUUUUCACUUUCAAGUUCCCCCACGUCUUGCUUGACUAUGCGUGUCUGGACUCGAUCAUGCAGCACUUGUUGCCGCCGCCAUCGAUGGGGGUCGACAAGACGUGUUUCUACAAUCGAGGCGAAGGCAUCGUGCUCAACAAGGCCUUGGGCUACGGCUCGCUCAACUUGCGCGGCACCCCCGUGGUCACGAGAGAUUAUAGCUUUGACGACUUGAGCACCUCGUAUGCCAUCGAAGCCAAGAUCAUUGACAGCGUCAAUUCAAAGGAGGUUUUCUCGCACGAGGAGAUUAACGAUGCGAAGCAGCACGACUAUGUCAUUUCCAAGAGCGCACAGUACUUUCUCCGAUUUGUGCCCGACGUGAGGGAGCAAGUGGAGUAUUGCAAGACUCAUGAUGUUGCUCACUAUACCGGCGCCGGCGUCGCGAGGAAAUUCAUGGAGCAAUACCAGUACAAUACCACGUGGGACGCCAUCGCGGGGGAAAAUCGCCAAGUUGAAAAGGAAAUUGAAGGUAAGUUUGCAAGCAAACAGCAGCAACAACAGAGCUUGACUGAGAUGAAGAUGAAGAACCUUUCUUUGCGCUCCACUGGAACAACGGUGCUCGACACGGGCGACGUCAAGCGAGAGCCCUCUUACUACAUCAGCAGCCGGCCGAGGGAGAUCUUGGGCAAGAAGAAGAAAUUGCUUGGCUCUUCGACGAUGAAGGUGGGCGAGCUGACAAUGAGGGUCCGGGUACCCGACAAGAUGAUUGCUUACUCAACGCCGCGGUUGUUGAUGAAGUACAACGAGGAAGGUCCCAAGAAUUUAUACGGCAGAAAUCUACACGACAUACUAGACGAUGUCGAAGUGGAAAUCUCGUAUGAAGGCGACGCCAAGCCUCAGAUUGCCUCCGUGGACAUCAACGUUGUCAUCUGGUCGUACUUCACCGAGUAUCCGCUCCCGUUUGAACUUGGCUAUGAUUUUUUCUACAAGAAUUACGAUGAUAGUCAAACGCCGGAAGAAGCCGUGCAAAUCACCACGAGGAACCUCCAGCACUUGAAAGACAAAGUCUCCCACUACAUUGAUUUCGUGAAACAGAACAACGUCGAGGUGAGCAAGGACGCUUUUACCUACUUGAAAGCUGCUGAAAAGUUGGGCGUCAAGAAGGACACUGUGCGCAAAUACUUCAAGACCGCGCACGUGACUGACCACUGGCAGGUGCACAAGGGGGCUUCGCUCCAGUGGAAGAGCAAGUUGAAAGUGCCCUUGGUUGUGGACAACAAGCGGAACGAGAACCUUUUGCCCACUUUCCAGAGCUGUCUCGUGGGGCGAGUUUACUGUUUAGAGGUUGCCGUCAAGCUCAAAGGAGUGGAGGCGAACGACGCUAGCAACACAUUAACUGUGGAUGUUCCCGUAAUAGUGGGUUAG
This is a messenger RNA of Lodderomyces beijingensis, 2442 nucleotides long. The record is from the annotation of a GenBank genome assembly. Lineage: Eukaryota; Fungi; Ascomycota; Pichiomycetes; Serinales; Debaryomycetaceae.